Molecule: messenger RNA, 4649 nt
Organism: Centropristis striata (black sea bass)
Lineage: Eukaryota; Metazoa; Chordata; Actinopteri; Perciformes; Serranidae
Gene: tbx20
Product: T-box transcription factor 20
Exons: 8
Coding region: 50-1369 (439 amino acids)
Biological process (GO): regulation of transcription by RNA polymerase II; vasculogenesis; cell fate specification
Cellular component (GO): nucleus
Molecular function (GO): DNA-binding transcription factor activity, RNA polymerase II-specific; RNA polymerase II cis-regulatory region sequence-specific DNA binding
Source: RefSeq, a predicted model, not a curated record
UUUUUUAUUUAAAAAGGGGAAUAUUUUUGGUCCAAGCCUUCUCACCGACAUGGAGUACACGUCAUCCCCGAAACCGCAGCUCUCAUCCCGGGCAAAUGCUUUCUCCAUAGCCGCCCUGAUGUCCAGUGGGAAGCCCAGUAAGGACAAAGAGACGGAGGAGAACACCAUCAAGCCUCUCGAACAAUUUGUGGAGAAGUCCUCCUGCAACCAGCAGUCUCUGGCUGACCUGUCCUCCCUGGACGGGCACGGGGACUUCAGCGGGAGCGCGCCCGCGGUGUGCACCGAGCCGCUCAUCCCCACCAAUCCCGGCAUCCCUAGCGAGGAGAUGGCCAAGAUCUCGUGCAGUCUGGAGACUAAAGAGCUGUGGGACAAAUUCCACGAGCUCGGCACCGAGAUGAUCAUCACCAAGUCUGGACGGAGGAUGUUCCCCACCAUCCGGGUCUCUUUUUCCGGGGUGGACCAGGACUCCAAGUACAUCGUGUUGAUGGACAUCGUCCCAGUGGACAACAAGCGGUACCGGUACGCCUACCACCGCUCCUCCUGGCUGGUGGCCGGGAAGGCCGACCCUCCUCUGCCCGCCAGGUUGUACGUGCACCCGGACUCCCCGUUUACCGGAGAGCAGCUCAUGAAGCAGAUGGUUUCCUUCGAGAAAGUCAAACUGACAAACAACGAACUGGACCAACACGGACAUAUCAUCCUCAACUCCAUGCACAAGUACCAGCCGAGGGUCCACAUCAUCAAAAAGAAGGACCACACCGCCUCGCUGCUCAAUCUCAAGUCUGAGGAGUUCCGCACCUUCGUCUUCGUCGAGACCGUCUUUACCGCCGUCACAGCCUAUCAGAACCAGCUGAUCACCAAACUGAAGAUUGACAGCAACCCGUUCGCCAAAGGUUUCCGGGACUCGUCGCGGCUGACAGACAUGGAGAGGGAAAGUGUUGAGAAUCUGAUCCACAAGCACUCGUACGCCCGGUCGCCGAUCCGAACCUACGCUGGCGACGAGGAGAGCCUGAGCGAGGAUGGACACAGCGCACACACCAGAGGCUCUGCGUUCACCGCCUCAGACAACCUCUCCCUGAGCUCCUGGGUCACCACCACUUCGGGCUUCUCGGGCUUCCAGCACCCACAAUCCCUGUCGGCCAUGGGCGCCGGCGCCGCCUCCCUGCCUCACCCCAUCCAGGGCUCCCUGCCGCCCUACAGCCGGCUGGGCAUGCCGCUGACACCCACGGCUCUAGCUGGGACCAUGCAGGGCAGCGGGCCGUCCUUCCCUUCCUUCCACAUGCCCCGCUACCACCACUACUUCCAGCAGGGGCCCUACGCCGCCAUCCAGGGACUCCGCCACUCCUCCACGGUCAUGACGCCCUUUGUAUGACUCCGUCCUGGGGAGGAGACGGCCCAUCUUCGCUCCGAUCCUCAAUCCAGCGCAACCAGUUAUUUCUCCACUCCGGCUCAUCACUCCUCAUCCUGUUUGUAUCGUUCCCCCUGGUCUUUGUAAAUAGUUCCCCCGCAGUGAGCGAGAUGAUGAAGACUGAUCCAGAAAAUCCAGGAAAAAGAAGGACUGUAACGCCUGCGCAGGACCUGCGGAAACAUCAGCAGGUCCUGUGGCUUCUAUGAAGACUUUAGUGACAUUGUACAAACACUUAAAACCUCAAAACGAACUACAAAACCUAAUGCGAGACGAUGCAAGGAGCAUGUUUGGUCUUGGCCCUUGAAGAACAGAAAGUGGAUCCUCAUUUUCACAAUAUUUAGAAGACCCUCUAGAGGUUAAACAGUCCCUCCAGGGUCUCACUGAGGAUUUAAAGAUGGCAGGUUGCUGUGUGAUCCUUCAACAACCUAAGAUGAUCAUUUUUGGAGAGACUCAUCUGAUGCUACAGUAUGUUGGACACCGAGGCUCAGUCUGAGUCUGAACAUUUCAGAAUCAGCUUACCUCUGUUUUCUAGAAAGCCAGCCAUAUGUACAGUUCAAACUUCACGCUCUGUUGAAAAUAAUGUCAGAAACACGUGUUAAAAUGCAUUGUACAAAGAUGAAAAUACAACAUUUACUCGUAGGAAAAUUCUCACUGUAGAGUACAGAAGAAAAAAAAUAUCAUAGGACGCAUGCUGACUGCAGUAGACAAACACGCUGGGUGAACUUUAUAUGACAUAUUAUGGGAUGAAUAAGCUCUGACCUGGGGCGGGGUGAAUGCUCUUAAAGGGCCGGUCACACCAGCAAAUAAUACAGUGAACUUUAGCAGCAAAAUCAAUUCAUUUUAAUGGAAAAUGUAGAUUACUUUGCAGAAAUGAAUCACCUAGACUUUGGCCAACAUUGCAAAUUCCAACCACUGACCGAUAGCAAACCGUCUACACGGUUCUGAGCUUUUGAGCGAAGAGCCAGAGAAUCCAAAAUGCUCGAUGCUAUUGUAGCUAAUUAGCUUUGCUGCUCCAAACACUUUUAGUUAACCUCCUCUGUUGGAGUGGUAACUUCUCCACUAACAGAGGAAUGGAUUUCACAUAGACAGGAGUUGGUGGUGCAAAUACGUCAUUUGAAUUAAUUGUGUGUUGGCGAUUUAGACAAGAAGCUACUUCAAAGUAAUAAUCUCGAAGAUUUUCAUAAAAAAUUCUGUUAAAUCACUAUCUAUCACUGAAGGAAGUAACACAGGGAUGAAAGCCUUUACAUUAACAGUAUUACGAACCGGGUGUCUGUGGCGACAUUCGUAGGAAAAAUAACAACCCGUGCUCACUUAGUGACCACUUUUCAUCAGCCAUCCAGAGGCAGGCGGAGCUAACACAACAGACUCAGUCUUCACCUCCUUCCUGUGUGAAGCGGGGUACUGUUUUCUCCACUGUCUGCUUGUGUUGUGAUUAAACAGUUACUACGGCCGUAUAAAAAAAGUAAAGGCAGAUGAAGAGACAAAAAAAAAAAAAAAACAAGUUAAAGUGAGAUCCAAAGACACUGUGAUUACCACUUGGCAUCGCACAACAGAACUAAACGGACAUCUUCGAGACUGUAACUUUUAAACUGGCUAGUCUGGAGGUCAUUUUGUCCUUUUUCUUGAGUGAAAUCUUGAAACCGUUAUGUCACAGGGGAGUAAAAUGCCUAUUACAGAAAAAACAUAAACAAACGGAGAUUGACACAAGAGCAGAGCAGCACCACCUGAAAUCCUGGGGGCAGUGUAGCCGAUAUUUUAAACAAGACACGACCAAAGGACAUGACGAAGAAUUAAAAAUUCGAAGAAAUAAGAAAUUUACAUAAACAUGUGGGGUACAUUAUUACGACAUGUCAGCGUCUCAGAUGCCCUCUAGUGGACGUACUGCUGAACAUCCAUGUCAGCAUAAAGGAGGCAUCACAGUAUGCGGGGCAGUUACAUCGUUUAAAAGGGAGCAUAAAUCAGGAUGAACUUUGUGGUUACUUUCUGGUGUGACCGGGCUUUAAGUUUGAGGGAUUCAACCAUAAACAUGUUGAGUUCAAAUCAUCAGUUUUCAAAGAGUCAUAUUUCAUUUCACUGGCCAUUAAUGGUAGGCCUCAGAAACCUGUUUCCACUGGUGGAAUUUGAACUCAUUGCUCAUGCAUUGUAAUCUCUUUUAGGUCCACAAACAUUUGCAGCAUCAAACAUCAGUGUUUUUAGUUGACUGCAGCCUUUUAGCAGCUGGUGUUUAGCCGGUGUUAUUGAGCUGAUUCAUGGUUCCAUCAGAGUGUGACGACAGGGCGUCCACACCUGCAAAUAAUGGCUCUCUGCUGCCGUCUCAUUUACAACAGGGAGAAAAAGCUUCACACUCAGUGCAGGUGCAGGUGCAUAAAAGUGGCAGCUCACUAGUGGAGCAUUUUAUUUGUAAAACUGAAUAAUUACAGGUGGUAAACAGAUGAGAUGGUCCUACCUGGGGUGACAAUUAAUGCUCUCGUUUUGAAUACAUUAAUUUUGAAGAUAAAUUAUCAAUCCAGGAGCUCCAGAGUAAAAAACUCUCCGUCAUAGCGAGUAACUUUUGUCUACAACUGAAUCCUAAAAACGGACGAUAUUGAUUUAUUGCAAAUAUUAGUAUCCGUGUAGAACAAACUGCAGUAAAGAAAUAUCAAUAUCAUUAAGUAACGGUCUCCAUUGUAUAGUUUUUCUCCCAGAGUUUUUCAUUUGUAAAAAUGUUCGAGCAGCAACAACUAAAAAUGAUUGUAUUGAUUAGUCUGCUGAUAAAGGCUUUGUCUAUAAAAUGUCAGAAAAUAGUUUGAAACAUCCAUUGUGAUCCAAAUUAAAAUUGCUUGAUUUUAUGAGCAGCAUCCCCAAAGCUCCAAAAUAUUCAGUUUACAAUCAUAUCAUAAAGAAAAGCAUAAAAUCCUGUCAUUUCAAAAGCAGUUAAUGUUUAAAAAUGACUGAAGUGAUAAGUCAAUUAUUGAAGUACCUGUCCUUUGACUAACUGAUGAAUCACCUGAUUGGUAGAGAAUUUAAAAACCUAAACUAACAGAAUGAAUCGAUCAUUGACAAAUAUGCAUUUAUGAAGUGGCUCAACUCUAUUUCAUAGUUGUUUUUUAAGCUUUAAAGUAUCAAUACUGGUAUCAAUAAACCAGGAUCAGGCGCUACUAAUUACUUUCUCAACAUUUCAAAUCCUCUUCACACAGGGGAAACAUAAAACUUUUAAGGACACAAUAUUUGACAGAAUCACUGGUUAUGACAGAGACUUUUGCAG